Molecule: messenger RNA, 768 nt
Organism: Microthlaspi erraticum
Lineage: Eukaryota; Viridiplantae; Streptophyta; Magnoliopsida; Brassicales; Brassicaceae
Source: the annotation of a GenBank genome assembly
AUGUACGUUGAGGGUUACGACACUUCGCAAUCUGGCUAUGAUUUGGUUAUGUCCAUGGAAAAACAUUUCGGUUCAUGUGGAGAGGUGUUGCACGUUUAUAUUCCCGGAUACUGUGAAGGCAAAAUUCCUAACAGAUUUGCCUUGAUGUAUCUUCGGGGAGAAGGUGCAGAAGAGAAGGCGUCGAAACUUAACGGAAGUUGCAUGGGAGGACACAAGUUGGUCGUGGCGCCUUACCCGUUUCAUGCCACACGCCUUGAGCACAAGUUUGCUCUUAUGAGAAAGGAAGACAAUGAGCAAGCUCAAUUGAUUUAUAUUCAAGGAUAUGACACUUCGCUUCCCUUGGACUACGUCGAGAGAAUCCUGUAUGAAGAAGUCGGUUUAUAUGGUGAAGUCGUGAGUAUAACUAUAUGCGAAGAAGAAGAAAACAAAGCUGUUCUGCGCAGAACCGCUUUCGUUACUGUUAGGGGAAUAGACGCAUUAGAGAGGUUGCUUCACCUUCGUGGAUGUGAUCGAAGAGGAUUGGAGAAUAUCAAGCUUACUGGGGUUGCGCGUCCAGAUCCAGACGAAGAGACCUUGUUCCCCGUGUUUGUUGAAUGUUCUCCUUCCAGGACUUGGGUAUCUCAUGAGGAUCCAAAUCUACCUGAGCCGUGGAAAGAUGUUGUGGAUGAUGGCACUGGGCUAAGUUACUUUUGGAAUACAGAGACUAAUGUCACUCAGUACCAGAGACCAUCUUCAGAGACUAAUGUUACUCCCCCUCUCCUCCAGUAA